UUUACGAGGAUAGGGCAAGCGAUGAAAACGCGCACCUGCUUUAGAGGCAUUACGGUAGCGCAGCAAACGGUCCCCCUCGCAACACACACACACACUCCACACUCGUACACUCACACAGCCCUAGUGAUUCAACCCUGAUUUCCAGCAAACGAGCAAGCAACAGACGGGGAUGCCAAAAAGUGAGGACCGGUGGAAGGGUUGUUCGCGCUGAAUGAGCCUCUUGAAGAGAUAGCGAGGGGAAGCAGACGCAACAAAACAAGACAAGAAGCUGCGCGCUUUCUCCGCGGCAACUUGCGCACAGUGCCAGAGUUUUAGCGGCAGUAUUGUUCUGACUUCACUCCAGAGGGGCCACUCCGAGGAGAGAGGACGCACACAAAAGGGAAAAGGAAAGGACUAACGAGCACGCUUUGUCGUUUAAAGUAAUGGCCGUGCGGUCUUAGAUCCUAGAAUUCUCUGUCUCUCCCUCUCUCCCCUCUCUGUUUCUUUCCAUUUUUUUUUUUUUUUUUUUUUGAAUUUUUUUCGUCCCGUCGGCUUGUGUGCCCCUUUGUCGCCGUGAGAGAGAGUGGACGCGCCGGGGGUUUGAGGAGCAGAAGCGGGGCUGUCCACAUGGUCCAACCACUGGCGUGAAAGUUGACUUCUCCAGAAAACAAGAGAACAGGUGCCAGUGAUGAUGGUGGAAUCAGCCUCUGAGACCAUUCGAACGACACCGUCCAACCAGAACGGAGUCAGCAGCCAAUCAGAUGGAGGGGGCGGUAGAGAGGGCGGUUCUAACGGAGACAUCAACGGAGAGAUCAGCCCAGUCGACUUACUGCACCUGCAGCAGCAACAGGCGCUCCAGGCAGCCAGACAGUUCCUCCUCCAGCAGGCCUCUGGACUCAACUCCCCUGGCAGCAACGAGGUCAAACAGAGCGCUGUGCAGGUGCCUGUGUCCAUGGCAAUGAUGAGUCCACAGAUGAUCACUCCUCAGCAGAUGCAACAGAUGCUGUCUCCCCCUCAGCUUCAGGCCCUGCUGCAGCAACAGCAGGCUCUAAUGCUACAGCAGGUAAGGCAUGCACACGCACACGCACACACACACACACACACACACACGCUCUGGUUGAAGCCGUUCCCAGGCCGGCAUUGUGCCCAGCAGUUAGGUAGUAAGCAGUUGGCCUUCCAGCAGCAGCUGAUCCAGAUGCAGCAGCUUCAGCAGCAGCACAUCCUCAACCUCCAGAGACAAGGCCUGGUCCCACUGCAGCCCACCGCCGCCAUGCAGUCUCUGCAGCAAGCGAUGUGUCCGUCAGACCUCCAGCAGCUGUGGAAGGAAGUGUCGGGGGUGCAGAGCAGUGAGGAUGCCCUGAAACAGGCCGAGGGCCUGGACUUGAGCACCAACAGCUCCAAUUCUACCUCAGCCUUCCCCAAAGCUGCCAGCGCUCACAUCCCACUGCACAGCUUGAUCAACGGACAGAGCCACACCCCAAAGAGAGACAGAGCCAGACUGUUUGAGUGGAUAUCCAGCUUCACCAAGGCAGACAGCGGAGAUGACCAUGUCCCCUAUUACCCCAAAGGCGGCCAACCCCCCAGCAGCCAUCAUGAGGAGCAUGCCGGCUCCCAUCCUCUCUACGGCCAUGGAGAGUGCAAGUGGCCUGGCUGUGAAGCACUGUGUGAGGACAUGGGACAGUUCAUCAAGCACUUGAACAAUGAGCACGCCCUAGAUGACCGCAGCACUGCCCAGUGCCGAGUCCAGAUGCAGGUGGUUCAGCAACUGGAGAUUCAGCUAGCGAAAGAGAGCGAGCGACUCCAGGCCAUGAUGACCCACCUGCACAUGCGCCCCUCAGAGCCAAAGCCUUUUAACCAACCUCUGAACCUGGCUUCCAGUGGCUCUCUGUUAAAGCGGGACAGCGAUAUGUACCCAGAGGGUCUUCCUCACCCCCCCACCUCAGCUGCCACCCCCAUCACCCCAAUGCGCCAGGGUCCCUCAGUCAUCAGCUCCUCCAGCCUGCACACACACUCCCACUCCCACACGCACGGUGUUGGGCCCAUACGUCGGCGCAACUCCGACAAGUACUGCACCCCCAUCGCCUCAGAGCUGGCUCAGAACUGUGAGUUCUACAAGAACGCAGAUGUCAGGCCUCCCUUCACCUACGCCUCUCUUAUACGUCAUGCCAUUCUGGAGUCCCCAGACAGACAGUUGACUCUCAAUGAGAUCUACAACUGGUUUACACGCAAGUUUGCCUAUUUCAGGAGGAACACAGCCACAUGGAAGAAUGCCGUGCGCCACAACCUGAGUCUGCACAAGUGUUUUGUUCGCGUUGAGAACGUUAAAGGGGCUGUGUGGACUGUGGAUGAAGUUGAAUACCAAAAGAGGAGACCACCAAAGAUGACCGGGUAAGAGCACACACACACACACACACACACACACACAUUUGUUUUCUUGACAACGCUGUGUGUUUGUGUGCAGGCGGCUCUGGCAGAGAGCAGUCUGUCCCUGCUCAACAGCCAUUCCAUGGUGUCCCCGUCUGCGGCCAGCCUCAACAUGCUGCAUGUGGGCCACGAUGAUGUCAGCUCUACUGUGGAGCAGGUCAACAGCAACGGCAGCUGCAGCCCCACACUCAGCCCUCACCAGUACAGCCACCAGGUGCAUGUGAAGGAGGAGCCCACUGAUUUGGAGGAGGACUGUCGGUCAGUAUCCCUCCUGGGCGGCGUUACACACAGCCUCCCUUUGCCGAGCGACGAGCGUGACUUGGAGGAGGAUCUUCCUACUGAGGAGCUGGAGUAGGAAUGAUCCCAGAUGGAGCAGAGGGACGAGACAUAGCGAGAUCAAUCCCUGAGCCCUCUCGUCAGCGUGAAGAGGAAAAAAUAGCUUCAGUACACUUAAAAGAAAAGAGAGAAAAAAAGAGAAUGUUUUUUUUUUGUUUUUAAGAAAAUGCAAGCAACCAAGGACAACAUUGAGAAACUCCAAACAGGGUUAGAUGACCUCCGUUACUUUCGAACGCAAAAACAAGACUGUGGAGCACUGCUUUACCUCCAUGUGUUUUGUCUUUUCCAACACUUGGCUCAGAGGUGCAACACCACUCAAUGCAUACACACACGCACAAACACACAUUCACACAGAAACACUUACACUCAUUAACUUGUCAAACCAUGUCUCAUCAUCCCCCCUGGUGAAAUCAGCCUCUGUGUAGAGACCCUUAGAGGUUAGGACACACACUCUCCUCCUUGCCCGACCACUCUGCAUACGCCCUCCUCGCUGUUGUCUCGGGCUGCCUGGCUAGCCGUUAUAUCAGUUGAGAAAACACACAAGUGUGUGUGUGUGUGUGUGUGUGUGUGUGUGUGUGUGUGUGUGUGUGUGUGUGUGUGUGUGUGUGUUCGAAAGAGAGACACACACACAGGAUUAUGUGUAUAUAGAUUUGGAGCAGUCACCAGGGGCUGUGCAGACGUGUACCUCUCCUUCGUCCCCCUCUUUGAGUCAAUGACUUGCUUUUUCAUUUUCUUUGAUUUAAAUUGAAAUGAAACUGUCGGGCUUCAAGAUGGGAAGGAAGGAAGGAAGAGCGCUUUCAUAGCUCAGCAGUGCCCCAACACUUCUGCAGAGCUGGCUCCUGUCUCCAAGUCCACGUGUGAGCCCAUUGCGAGGCUGUGGCCCUGGUCCCUGUCCAAACUUCUGCCCCCAGCAAGACACUUAGUGACGAACAUCUUUUAAACUCUUUGCUUCUAAGUGAGAGAAAAGACAUUUUCCUACCGCACCUCCAUCCCUUCCCAUCCCCACCCCAAAAAGACUGCAGGAAUAGGACCAUAUGGUGCUGUCCUUCUCCUCUCCUCCGUCUGCGGAUGGAGCGAUGAGCUUGGAACACUUUGAGAACGAGAAGAAAAGAGGGGAAGCAGAGAGAAAUGAGGGUGGAAGCGUCGACAGAAAUAUUGUGACUAAAAAAGAAAACUGUUCAUGAUUAUGGAAUAUAACAAGAAAAAAAAGUGUGGUAGCUUUUGUCAUUUCCUUUUUUUUUUUAUUUGAUGUUAUUAUCAUUGUUUAUUUUUGAGGAUCAAUAUUUCCACGGUGGCGUUCUGUUUCGACGUACCUUUUCUAAGGAUGCUGUUUUUGUUUUUGUAUUGUAAAUUGUUUGAUUUACUCUGGCUGUUCACACCAUUCCAAAUGAGUAUUGGCAAAAAAAAAAAAAGAGAUAGCGCAGUAUUGUCCCAACUUGUGAUACCCGACCCCCCCCACUCCUGCCCCUUUCCCUUUCUGUCCCAAGUGUAGCAGGCAAGAAAUUUGGAAAUAGCACUUAAAGUUGCCAUUAUCCAGACAGAUUAUUUAACAGCUGAAUCUUGUUUUUAAUUCUCUCUCAUUCACUUGUUUUUGGUUGUGUAUUUAGUUGAGAAAUAUCAGUAAUGCUUUAAAAAUAUAUAUAUUAUUACUGCAGUCAGAGAAUACCUCGUCCCACAAAGGUUCUGCCUGGAACUGUGUCCAAAUUGAUUAACAAAUAAGGGGGAAUUCUUUCCGUGGGACACCAAAUGUGGCAACUCUGCUCAGCUUCGAUUCUAAGCUCUAUGGUCGUAAUAGUUACUGUGUAGACGCUAUCUGCAAUUCACUGUGUGAGUUUGUGUGAAAGGAAUAGCACCUGAGAUUUAUUUUUUUGUUUGUUUUCCGUGAGCAUAAAAGCAUUACUUUUCUCUACAGUGCCAUACCAAAUUUAACAUACAUUUAUUUUAAUCUAUUAUCUGCUUAUUCCCAUUUUAUUUUUGUUACAGGUAACCAAAGAAAUAUGUAGAAAACCAAAAACCCUGUAGUUUAUUUUGCCCUUUUUUGAGUUUCCUUUUUAUUUUCUUCGUAAAGAAUUGGCCAAAAGACAACAAACCAGGAGUUUGAAUUCUUGUUAUUGUAUUCAUAUAACUAUUGUGUUCCAAUUAUACAUGACUUACAGUGCACACCAUUCCGAAAAACCAAAGUGUGUAAAGCAAACCAGAAUUUGGAGACAUCAAAGCUUUUACAUGAUAAGCGGUUUACGAAUGACUCGCAUUUGGUAUGAGGCCAAAAACUAGUAUUAUCAAACCUCGCACAGUUCCUCUGAAAAACAAAAAGAAAGAGAAAAGAAAAAAGCACUUAGAGGUGAAACCCUGUCUCUCCCACGCUCAGGCUAAACUGUGUUUCAAACACAAUCCUCGGACUGGCCCUACUGCUGUUUGAGCAGGCCUACAAAUGAGGCACUCGUGAGACAUUUGAACACUUUUUCGCUUUACAGGAUACUUUUUCUGGUGCUGUCGUAACAAACAUUUGGAGUUUUUCAAUCUAGGGAACAAACACGCCCUAUUGGUCUGUAUGUAGUAUUUGCAGGAAGAGGAAGUGUACUGUAAUGUGGUUUCAAAGGUCACAUCUUGGGACAGGGAGGAGUUAUUCCAAAAACAUAUAUAUUACAAUAAAGAGGGAACAACUCAAAACAAUAGAGAAAAUAUACCAAUGUAAGAGGAAAACAACCAAGGGACAUCAUGUAAUUGAAAGCUGGGUUCAUAUUUUCAUACUAUCUCUUGCACGAUUUUUCUUAUUUAAUGAAAGAACCUUUCUGAUGACUUUGUGUUCAAACAGGACUGUUUCCUGUCACAUUAGAGACUGAUUUCUAACAAAGUACAAAGUGGCAGACAGACAUCUUGAAACGAGAUAAAAACCAAAAAUAACACUACCUCCUUUUCAAAACAGUUCAACGCAUAGCCAAUAGGAGACUGAGCUCUCUUCAAUAUUUUCUUUUCCUCCAUUCUUCCUCGAUGAUAAUAAGGAAUGCCAAAACUGUUGUUACACUUACUGUAUUACUGACAGAAAAAAAAAAAAGAAGUUAUUUGGCGAUCCGGACUCCCUACCACAUCUGCUUGAGCCCAAAAACAUAGAGAUGUUUCACUUUCCAUGGAAUUAAAAAUGACUACCUCUCCUUAAACCACAUCUAAAGCACUCUCUACGUCUCAAAGUGUGUUGUGAAGUGCUCACUAUAUAUGAAAGGUUUUCUAUCAGCUGUGUAAAAACUGACCAUAUUCCUGCACCCAAUUAGCACUAAGCUAUGUGAGCAGCCUCUCAACUGUGUGCUCUGACUGUACGUGUGCUCUUCGUGAUCUACGCCAACGAGAAACUGGUCGUUAAUGGUUAUGUGGUGUUGCAGGGAGCUGGUUGUAUGUGUUAAUGGUGGACAGACUAUGUCAGUGUCACAUCACUCACACAAAAACACACACACAGGGGUGUAACAGAAGCAUAGAAGCAGAGCGAUGGGUUAGUGCAACGGAGGCUCAGACCAUCCAGGUAUCCAAAGACCCACAACACAGCAGCACCCGCUUCACCAAAACACUCGCAGAGACGCUGAGAGGACUAACACACACUCGUAAUAAAACUCAUCACUACUAGUAAUAUCCAAACCAAGAGGAACUGCUGCAUACAGUACAUAGAUGAUCUCUGACUUGUGCUUUAAGGUACACCUGUAAACAAGGCUGUUUUAUAAAGAUGUAGAUUGUUCACAGGUCGCCAUGUAACACUUCUGUUCUUUCUCCAGCUUGGCAUAACACGAUGUAUUCUUGUAUAAUAAUGCUUGACUUAUCUCUCCAGGGCAUUCUUUCCCAUUUUGUCCUUUGAUUUUUCUUUUCCUUUUUUUCUGCACCUGUUUAGCUAUUGUAAAGCUUUCAGCUCUGAUUCCUAUACUGUACUGCUAAUGCUGAAGUAUAUGUAUUUAUCAUAUUAAGUGCUGCAGGUAUCUCGGUUUAUUAGUUCCGCUUUGUUUUUUUGUUUCCAUUUUUCAGUUCUUCAUAAAACGUCUGGGACGCUGAUUUUUUUAAGUGUAUUAUCUCUAAAAAAAUGUAAAAGAAUAAAAGUUAGAUCAGUGGUUUAGGUAACACCUGUUUGUAUAUUUAUCUUAGCUAGGUCUAUUUUGAUACUUUUUUGUCUCUGUACUGCAUUUAUGCAUUUUUAAGGAAAGAAAAAAACAAAUGGAAAACAAACUAAAAAGUUACUUCAUUAUGUAUUGAUACCUCAGAAGGACUUUUUCUCAAAGACAGGACCAAAACCUCUGAAAAGAAAAUGAGAAAAAAUGUAAGAAUAUGUAGCCCCUCUCUUGCUUUAAAGAAAAAAAAAAAAAAAAAAACAGCGGAGCUCCAGAAAGAUAUUGCUGUUGGUCCUCUCAGGUGCCAAUAUGUGUCCCAGCUCCCUGUCACCCCCUCCCUCUGACCCCUGACCCCAGUCAUUCCUCUGCUGAACUCUGACCCACGGAGCUGUCAAUCAUCUGCAGGCGCCAUGGGGGUGUCACUGAGUCACAAACCUGGCUGGUGGUGACCAGUCACAAACCUCAUCUCCCAGUCCCACAGAGGCAGAUCAAAGGCUGACACUGUUGCAUUUUUGAUACUCCUCCUCUUGCGUAGUCCCAAUACCAAAACGUUGAAUGGCUCUCAGAGAUGCAGCUCAUCCUCUGACUACCAAAGGCAUUGAAAGCAACCAUUUGCUUAGUCCAAACUCCUGAACUGUAACCAAACUGCAACCAAACCAAUGCCACAACCUUAACCAAACAAAAACCAAGCUACUUCCAAAAGUCUCCAUCGACUUCACUGAUCACCUUUACUGAUAGCUGUUAUCUCUCUUACAUCCACGUAAUGGUGUUGUAGGACCAGCCUGCAUCCUAUUGGCUGGUGACUGACUCAAAGGACACAGGGAGCCCAAAUCCUGACUUGUGAUUGCACAGUUCUGAGGUGUCAUGUGAGAGGAAAGGGACUCUCAAAGUGGAUGCAUUGCCUGACGGUAUUAUCAAGUAGACAGCCACAAUCCGAUGGAUCUACCACUUCAGCUCUCCUCUGGUUAAACCUAAGGAAUGUGUGUACAUUUUCAGCAGUGACUCUCUGUUUCGUUUCUUAGUUUCAGUUUACCUGUUUACCUCUCUUUAUCCUUUGAUUUUUGUUCUGUUUCUUGUUAUUUGAAAGUGUGACCCGAGGAAGAGGCGGGGACAGGGACUGGGUGGUGGCUUUAGACAGACCAGUGGAGCCCAGCCCUCUGACCCUCCACCCCGGGUAGCCAUGUAAUGCCAGUCACUGCCCUUUCCUUCAUGCUGUAUAAAAACACACACAUAUAUCUGUGUAUUUGUAACCUGAAUCUUCUUGUGUCUGUCCAUGCAGACAAUAAAAAACUGUACAGUAGGUCUAGUUGCAUGUAAUCUGUACUAAUUAUUGACAAUGGCAUUAUAAAAUGCAAUAAAAUACUUAUUACACUGUC
This is a messenger RNA of Anarrhichthys ocellatus (wolf-eel), 8200 nucleotides long. RefSeq names its product forkhead box P4 (gene foxp4). The transcript has 16 exons. NCBI's taxonomy places the organism in Eukaryota, Metazoa, Chordata, Actinopteri, Perciformes, Anarhichadidae. The record is from RefSeq and is a predicted model, not a curated record. Gene Ontology annotation, biological process: regulation of transcription by RNA polymerase II. Gene Ontology annotation, cellular component: nucleus. Gene Ontology annotation, molecular function: DNA-binding transcription repressor activity, RNA polymerase II-specific; RNA polymerase II cis-regulatory region sequence-specific DNA binding.